AUGAAGAGGAUUCGCAGGGGUACUACUAAAGCUUCAUCAUCACGACCUAAUAGACAACGUCCCACGGCCUCAGCGAGGAGACAGAGAGCGGCUCCCCAAGAUCACAUUGAGGAUACUACAGAGGUUGAAGAUGUAGUUCCUACUGAUUAUAGUAAUGUUGACGCAAAGGUUGAAGAUGUAGCUAUUGCUCAGGAUAGUAAUGUUGAGGUACAUGCCGAGCCUACUAAGCCAUCUCGAGUAGGUCCCAUUGAUCCAUCUUUACUUACGAGUUUUAAAACUCACAUAGCAGCUACAAUUUGGAAUAACCAGGAACGUGAGCCCCUUAGGUGCAUGUCGAAAACAUCUACCCUUCGUGAGUGGAAUUGGUGGGGUAAUCCAAAUAAUAGUAUAUUCAAAGGGUACAUUCAGAGGUCUGGAUUAGAGCACCUUAUUAGGUGUUCUUAUCGGAAUGCUGAUAAGAUUGUGGUGUCUACAUUUGUUGAGAGGCAUUCUGUGUCUGGUGCAGCGGUUGCUCCUCUUGGAGAUGAUGACGACACAAAUUUUGAGUUGUUAGUUAAAUACUUAGGAGUGACUGAUGAAGAGGCUACUGAACAAUUGCACAAAUACAAUGAUGAGUAUGUGAGUUUGUCAUGGUUACGGGUGCGAUUCUCCAAUGUUUCAGACACAAAUUCAGAGGAGUACAUCAUGUAUUCGGCCAGUGAUAAGAAAUCUCUGUGGCCACCACAGACUCUCUCAAUUUCCUCAUAA
This is a messenger RNA of Prunus armeniaca (apricot), 747 nucleotides long. NCBI's taxonomy places the organism in Eukaryota, Viridiplantae, Streptophyta, Magnoliopsida, Rosales, Rosaceae. The record is from the annotation of a GenBank genome assembly.